AUGGUCGGUGCAUCUCCCUCCAUCGCCUCGCAUGCUACCACUGUCUCCCAAUAUGAUAUCUCGCAGUGGGAGAGAGCCACAUACUACAACGGAAUCUCUUACGACCCUCCUGACCUCCUCUACUGCUCGGAUCUCAUCGAAAUCCCCAUCCCCACCCCCAAGGGCAGAUACCGGUACUCCCCCUAUCAAGACCCUCGGAUGAUUCGUUACUCAGCCAUCCAGACAGCUCGUUUCCUCACCCAUGACGAGGAUGGGAAGGAUACUCUCGGUCCCAACGCACACAACGCUUCCCAAGACAUUCUCGCUCUUCUUGAGGACAAUGGAGUCAAGGGUGUGGUAGUCGAAUGGUACGAGGGAGCUGUAGAGAGACUGUCAGGUCUACCCCUUCUGCACGUCACCAGCAAAAUUGACCCCACCCACUGCGUCUGUCACUUCCUGACUGUUGUGCUCGGCAUGCCCAUUGCUUCUGUGGAGAGGGAGGCUGCCGACACUCAGGGGAGUGUUGCACUGUUCUUCCAUGAGAACAAGGACAACGAUGGCAACCCUAGCGCCAAGGUCUUCGCCAUUACCAACUGCCACGUUCUCCACGAGGACACCACCAUCACGUAUGAGUUCAAGGGCACUGGCGCACCUCGCCAGCACCAUGGCCUUGACGAAAUCAAGGAUUGCAUCAGUGGCUGUGGAACUAACGCCAACCUUUUGGCUAGGGAGAUUGUGCAGUUGGAGGUGAAGCUGGAGAGCGAUGACCAGGAGCUGGUGGCAGAGGACAAGGCAGAAGUGGAAGCUAAGCGGAAUAAGAUGGCCAAAUUCAAGAAGUAUAUCGGCAUACUCGAAGCCUUCUACAACGAAAUCAAGAGCCACCACGUCCAUUGGGCUCCCGAGAUCUCCGUUGAUGUCCAGAGUUGCAAGUACACCAAAGACAUUUCAAGGUUCAGGGACCAUUUCAAGGGCAACGUCGUCGACUUAGGAGUCAAGUUUAGUCCCUGGCAACUCACCAACAUGUUAUACCCUCAAAGUGGAGGUAGAACGGUGUUCAAGUUCCCCAUCAAUGGCCUGCUCAGGAUCAAUGGUUGGGUCCCGCGUGAGCUCCUGGCUCAUCCCGACUGUUUUGACAGCAACGGCGAGCCUUGCCUCAUUGUCAUGAAGGACGGUAACACCACCGACCUCACGGCCUACCUUUGCAAUGAGUUUGGCAUUGAGUGCCUCGAACUCGCCAUCUACAACUACGAUAGGAACUCCGGCUCGCUCAUCUUCGAUGGCGAGGGCCAUAUGGCUGGUAUUCUACACUCCGGGAUGGGGAAAGACGGGAGCAACCAUGUCACCUACACCACCCCUGCCUGGUGGGCCGUCGAGCAACUCAAGCACCAGUGUCCGCAUGCCGACUUCAACCGCAAGACCUUCUAA
Messenger RNA from Pisolithus orientalis, 1404 nucleotides. RefSeq lists its product as uncharacterized. Bases 1 to 1404 code for a protein of 467 amino acids. The record is from RefSeq and is a predicted model, not a curated record. NCBI's taxonomy places the organism in Eukaryota, Fungi, Basidiomycota, Agaricomycetes, Boletales, Pisolithaceae. The transcript has 9 exons.